AGACUUGAAUAGAAUACAUUAUAUACAUAUGAAGUGGGUAAAACAGUAUGUGAACAUUAUUCAUGUGACCAGUGUUCAAUGACUAUGUCCAUGGGGCAGCAGUCUCGAAGGUGCAGGGGAGAGUACCAGGUGGUAGCCUGGUAGUAGCAGUGACUAUGUCCAUGGGGCAGCAGUCUCGAAGGUGCAGGGGAGAGUACCAGGUGGUAGCCAGGUAGUAGCAGUGACUAUGUACAUGGGGCAGCAGUCUCGAAGCUGCAGGGGAGAGUACCAGGUGGUAGCCGGGUAGUAACAGUGACUAUGUCCAUGGGGCAGCAGUCUCGAAGCUGCAGGGGAGAGUACCAGGUGGUAGCCGGGUAGUAGCAGUGACUAUGUACAUGGGGCAGCAGUCUCGAAGCUGCAGGGGAGAGUACCAGGUGGUAGCCGGGUAGUAGCAGUGACUAUGUCCAUGGGGCAGCAGUCUCGAAGCUGCAGGGGAGAGUACCAGGUGGUAGCCGGGUAGUAGCAGUGACUAUGUCCAUGGGGCAGCAGUCUCGAAGCUGCAGGGGAGAGUACCAGGUGGUAGCCGGGUAGUAACAGUGACUAUGUCCAUGGGGCAGCAGUCUCGAAGCUGCAGGGGAGAGUACCAGGUGGUAGCCGGGUAGUAGCAGUGACUAUGUACAUGGGGCAGCAGUCUCGAAGCUGCAGGGGAGAGUACCAGGUGGUAGCCGGGUAGUAGCAGUGACUAUGUACAUGGGGCAGCAGUCUCGAAGCUGCAGGGGAGAGUACCAGGUGGUAGCCGGAUAGUAACAGUGACUAAGGCUAGUGGUGACUGUAUAACAGUCUGAAUACAUGUUUGUGCUUUCAUAUACAUUUGAUGAAUCAUCCUGCCGUUUUCAUACCAUAUCUCGUGGUUCACAAUUCAUUUUCUCUUCAUCCAAUUGCUUUCUCCCAACCAUUUCUCUCAUCCAACUGCUUUCUCCCAACCAUUUUGUCCCCCAUGGCUAUCAUUUGUCUGUAUGCCAAUCCCAUUGACAUGUUCAUCUCCAUGGUGAAUGGUGCCCCUCCAUCUCCUAUCCUCUCCACCGGGAUUCCUAACACAGCCAAGGCUGGCUACCAUACAUCCCAUAAAGCAAAGAGGACAGACGCGUUGCAGCCCUGUGACACAGAGUACCCUGGCUUCAUGUUAGACAACUCCAUCAAAGAGACCAACAGCCUCCUCAAAUGUGGACGCUGUCAGAAGAUGUUUGUGGUGCAGGCAGUCCCUGACAGUAACCUGGUGUUGAUGGUGGUUCAGGCGGACUGUGACUGCUCCCGGCAGUACUCCUCCAUCACCCUGGAGCCCAAAGAGGUCAAAUACAACGCAUCAGUCAAGUGUAACAGGAUGAAAUCUCAGAAAGUCCGGCGGCGCCCAAAGUCCUGCCAUGCCUACCAUCCUAAGGAAAAUGCCAAGGACUGUGGAGGAGCGUCAGAGAUCAGCCUAUCGGUGAUGCUCUUCUUGGCUUCCCUGGCUACCUCAUUGGCCCUGCGCAGAUGGACUUAACCAGGCUCCAUCUCUCUUAUGGCCUGUAGUUCUCCGAUGGACAUGAGAAUGUAGACUAAACAAUCUUAACAUUCCGUUUUGUACAUUUUCUAAAAGAACCUAUAACUACGUCAAUAACCUACUAACACAGUAGUUCAAGUCAACUCUGGAGUAACAAUAAAAGGGCUAUUUUCUUGUAAGACUCCUUUUCCCACACCGAUAGAGAAAGAAACUAACCAGUCCUAACAAAUGCCUCAAUUUCUUUUGUAUGAG
Oncorhynchus kisutch (coho salmon) is the source of this 1771-nucleotide messenger RNA. Its product is annotated as voltage-dependent calcium channel subunit alpha-2/delta-4-like. Bases 854 to 1519 code for a protein of 221 amino acids. The transcript has 4 exons. The record is from RefSeq and is a predicted model, not a curated record. Gene Ontology annotation, cellular component: voltage-gated calcium channel complex. Gene Ontology annotation, molecular function: voltage-gated calcium channel activity. Lineage: Eukaryota; Metazoa; Chordata; Actinopteri; Salmoniformes; Salmonidae.